This is a messenger RNA of Aptenodytes forsteri (emperor penguin), 13672 nucleotides long. RefSeq names its product ARFGEF family member 3 (gene ARFGEF3). Lineage: Eukaryota; Metazoa; Chordata; Aves; Sphenisciformes; Spheniscidae. The coding region runs from base 56 to 6595 and encodes 2179 amino acids. Gene Ontology annotation, biological process: regulation of ARF protein signal transduction. The record is from RefSeq and is a predicted model, not a curated record. Gene Ontology annotation, molecular function: guanyl-nucleotide exchange factor activity. The transcript has 34 exons.
CUCGCCGCCUGCUCCUCUGCCCCCGCGGCCACGCGAGGAUCCCGGGGGAGGCAAGAUGGAAGAAAUCCUGCGAAAGCUGCAGAAGGAGGCGUCGGGGAGCAAGCACAGGGCCAUCAAGGAGAGCUGCACCUCGGCCAUCGAAACCUUGGAUUCUCCUGAUGCUGCUAUCAAGAUACCUCCGUAUCAGCUAAGGGAGAAGUGUCUCCUUCCUCUCCAAUUGGCUCUGGAAUCGAAGAGCAUGAAGCUGGCCCAACAGGCUCUAGCAGGGAUGCAGAAGCUGCUGUCUGAUGAGAGGUUUGUAUCCAUGGAAACAGACUCAGAUGAGAAACAGUUGCUUAAUCAGAUGCUGAAUGCCGUCAAAGUGACUCCUUCACUCAAUGAAGACCUGCAGGUUGAAGUGAUGAAGGUCUUGCUCUGUAUAACAUAUACCUCCACAUUUGAGCUGAAUGGGAGUUCAGUGUUGAAGAUUGCUGAGGUUUGCAUUGAGACAUAUGUAUCUAGCUGUCACCAGCGGAGCAUUAACACCGCUGUGCGGGCAACCCUCAGCCAAAUGUUGAGUGACUUGACUUUACAGUUACGACAAAAGCAAGAAAAUAUGACAAUUGAAAACCAUGACGCCUUGCAGAAAUUCAAGACUCAAGGUACUUCAGCUGAGUCGCUUUGUGAUGAUGUUGUAUCUGUCCUCACUGUGCUCUGUGAGAAGCUCCAGGCUGUCAUAAAUGACAAUCGGCAACUUCAGCUUCUUUACUUGGAGUGCAUCCUCUCCAUGUUAAACAGCUCCUCUCCGAGCAUGCACCAGCACAAAGGAUUCACUGAUCUAAUAUGGAAGCAACUGUGUCCAGCCCUAGUAGUAAUUCUGGGAAAUCCAAUCCAUGACAAAACUAUCACCUCUGCCCACAGCAGCAUCUGCCUUGAGGCUGAUUCACCUUCCUCAGGGAUCUCUGAUCAUGGCCGGGGUUCAGGUUGUUCCUCCACAGCACCUGCCCUUAGUGGGCCAGUUGCACGGACCAUAUAUUAUAUUGCAGCAGAACUGGUUCGACUGGUGGGGUCAGUGGAAUCCAUGAAGCCUGUGCUGCAGUCUCUCUAUCACCGGAUACUGCUUUACCCACCACCUCAGCACCGAGUAGAAGCCAUCAAAAUUAUGAAAGAGAUACUUGGCAGUCCUCGGCGGCUUUGUGAUUUGGCAGGGCCCUGCUCUUCUGAGUCAGAAUCCAGGAAGAGGUCUAUUUCUAAAAGGAAGUCCCAUCUGGAUCUUCUCAAGCUUAUCAUGGACGGGAUGACAGAAGCGUGCAUCAAAGGUGGUAUUGAAGCAUGUUAUGCUUCAGUGUCCUGCGUCUUUGCCCUGCUUGGAGCAUUAGAUGAGCUGAGCCAAGGGAGGGGCCUUAGUGAAGAGCAGAUCCAGCUGCUGCUCCGGCGCUUAGAAGAAUUGAAGGAUGGGACUGAGACGAGCAGGGACUCCAUGGAGAUCAAUGAUGCCGACUUUAGGUGGCAGAGGCGCAUCCUGUCCUCAGAAAAUCCUGCCUGGGAAUCAGGAAAUGAGAAGAGUCCUGAUAUUAGCAUUAGCGUUACCACAGACACUGGUCAGACCACUUUGGAAGGGGAUAUGGGACAGACAACUCCAGAGGAUAACCCAGAAAGUCAAAAAAACUCACUGCCAUCUCCAGCUGGACACGAAAGCAAAGAGAUACGUUACAGAGAACCAGAGUCAGAAACCAUCGACCAGCCAGAUGUUGUUCAGAGAAGCCACACCAUAGUCUAUCCAGAUAUAACUAACUUCUUAUCAGUUGAUUGCAAGACCCGGUCCUAUGGAUCCAGAUACAGUGAAAGUAACUUCAGUGUAGAUGACCAGGAUCUUUCUAGGACUGAGUUUGAUUCAUGUGAUCAGUAUUCCAUGGCAGCAGAGAAGGACUCAGGCAGGUCAGAUGUCUCAGACAUAGGCUCUGACAAUUGCUCCCUGGCUGACGAGGAGCAGAUGCCACGGGAUUGUCCAGGUCACAGGUCCUUACGUACUGCUGCUCUCUCUCUGAAAUUGCUGAAAAACCAAGAAGCAGACCAGCACAGUGCACGGCUGUUCAUCCAGUCACUUGAAACUCUUCUUCCUCGGCUUAUAGCUCUUCCCAGCAUAGAGGAGGUGGAUGGAGCACUGCAGAGCUUCUCUUCAACCUUCUGCUCAGGUAUGAUGCACUCACCAGGAUUUGAGGGAAGCCUAAAUUUCAGCUUCCAGACUCUGAUGAAUGCAGAUAGUCUCUACAUGGUCUCACAUUACACUCUGCUGCUCAACCUAAAAUUGGCCAACUCGGAUUACUACAGGAAGAAGCCUGCCCAAGCCCCUGUGUUGCUGAAGGAGUUCAUGAAGCAGGUCCAGUCCAGUGGAGUGUUGAUGGUAUUUUCCCAGGCCUGGGUUGAAGAACUGUACCACCAGGUACUAGAAAGGAACAUGCUGGGGGAAGCUGGAUACUGGGGAAGCCCUGAAGAGCACAGCCUUCCACUUAUCACCAUGCUGACCGACAUCGAUGGCUUGGGAAGCAGUGCAAUUGGUGGCCAAUUGAUGGCAUCUGCUUCAGCUCAAUCUCCUCUUUCCCAAAACCGGAAGACAGAUGAUUCUGUUGUUGCAGGAGUUGCUUUUGCCCGAUACCUUUUAAUCGGCUGUUGGAAGAACUUGAUUGAUACUUUGUCCACACCACUGACUGGCCGCAUGGCAGGCAGCUCCAAGGGGCUGGCCUUCAUCUUGGGAGCAGAAGGAGCCAAGGAGCAGAACCAAAAGGAGAAGGACUCCAUCUGUGUGAGCCUGGAUGGACUGAGGAGGGCAGCCCGGCUGAGCUGUGCUCUAGGAGUUGCUGCUAACUGUGCAUCUGCUCUUGCCCAAAUGGCUGCUGCCUCCUGUGUCCAAGAAGAGAAAGAGGAAAAAGAAAUCCAAGAGCCCAGUGAUACUAUAGCUCAAGUGAAACAGAAAGUGGAGCAGAAACUGGAGCAGAUGGGGAAAGUGCAGGGAGUCUGCCUGCACACUGCUCAUGUUUUGUGUAUGGAUGCAGUCCUUAACGUGGGCCUGGAGAUGGGAAGCCACAAUCAGGACUGUUGGCCUCAUGUGUUCAGGGUGUGUGAGUACAUCAGCACACUGGAGCACACCCACUUCAGUGACGGUGCUUCCCAGCCCUCCCUUACCAUCACCCAGUCACAGCAGGCACCUGGAGGGCUGCACCCAGACUCUGAGCCUGGGGAGUCUCCCCAGACACUGACCCCAGAGCAAGAGACCACCCUCAGCGGCAAUCCUGUCAUUCAGCCGGUUUCUAUCCAGGAACUCAUCAAAGAGAGCAGUAAGGGCAGAGCUUUUGACUUCCGUGGAGGCAGCCUGCUCUGUGGGACCAGUGCUGCUAAGGCUGUUCUCACACUCUCCACGCAAGCUGACAGGCUCUUUGAAGAUGCUGCUGACAAGUUAAACUUGAUGGCAUUAGCAGGCUUCCUUUACCAGCUCAAGAAGGCUUCUCAGGCCCAGCUUUUCCAUUCAGUCACAGAUACAGUUGAUUACUCCCUAGCAAUGCCAGGUGAAGUAAAAUCUACCCAGGACAGGAGAAGCGCACUUCACUUGUUCCGGCUUGGUGAUGCCAUGCUCAGAAUUGUAAGGAGUAAAUCUCGCCCGUUGCUCCACCUCAUGCGCUGCUGGAGCCUGGUGGCACCUCACCUUGUAGAGGCUGCCUGUCAUAAGGAGAGACACGUGUCUCGGAAAGCUGUCUCCUUCAUCCAUGACAUCCUCACUGAAGUGCUGACAGACUGGAAUGAGCCUUCUCAUUUUCACUUUAAUGAGGCACUUUUCCGCCCCUUUGAGCGUAUUAUGCAGCUAGAGCUGUGUGAUGAGGAUGUCCAAGACCAGGUGGUCACCUCUAUAGGAGAGUUGGUGGAAAUGUGUUCUACCCAGAUCCAGUCAGGAUGGAGACCCCUGUUCAGUGCCCUGGAAACAGUGCACAGCAGCAGCAAGUCAGAGGUUAAAGAGUACCUUGUAGGAGAAUACUCUGUGGGGAAACGCCAGGCUCCGGUGUUUGAUGUCUUUGAAGCAUUUCUAAACACAGACAGCAUCCAGGUCUUUGCCAAUGCCGCCACCAGUUAUAUUAUGUGCCUUAUGAAGUUUGUCAAAGGACUGGGGGAAAUAGAUUGCAAGGAGAUGGGUGACUGUGUGCCAGGAUCAGGAUCUGCAUCUACAGACUUGUGCCUUCCCGCGCUUGAUUACCUCAGGAGAUGUUCUCAGUUGUUAGCCAAAAUCUAUAAAAUGCCCUUGAAACCCAUCUUCCUCAGUGGCCGGCUGGUUAACUUGCCUCGAAGAGUGCAGGAACAGUCAGCCAGCAGUGAGGACGGUAUUGAGUGCAUCCUUUCUGACUGUGAUGACGACACUGGCCUUAUCAAUGUCUGGAUUAUUCUGCUGGAAGAAUUAACAACUGCCAUAUCCAACUGUCCCCGUCAGCACCAGCCUCCUACUUUGGAUCUGCUCUUUGAAUUGCUGAGGGAUGUUGCCAAGACACCUGGCCCAGGAUUUGGCAUUUAUGCAGUUGUACAUCUUCUUCUUCCCACGAUGUCUCUUUGGCUCCAUCGCAGCCAUGGUGACCAUUCUUACUGGGAUGUGGCAUCUGCUAAUUUCAAGCAUGCCAUUGGCCUUUCCUGUGAACUCGUAGUGGAGCACAUUCAAAAUUUCAUACACUCAGAUAUUGGUUAUGAAAAUAUGAUCAAUACUAUGCUGAAAGAUCUUUUCAAGUUGCUGGUAGCCUGUGUAGCAGAACCAACAGAAAUUAUUUCCAGAGUUGGCUGCUCUUGUAUCAGGUAUGUGUUAGUGACCGCAGGGCCUGUUUUUACUGAAGAGAUGUGGAGGCUUGCGUGUUGUGCCCUGCAGGAUGCGUUCUCUGCCACGCUGGAGCCGGUAAAGAACCUGUUGGGCUAUUUCCACAGUGGUUCUGAAAGCUUUAGUGGAGAUGCCUGUGAAGUGAAGGUGGCAGCCCCCUCCCUCUCGCCAAGUGCUGAAGCUGAAUACUGGAGAAUCAGAGCCAUGGCACAACAGGUCUUCAUGCUGGAGACUCAGUGCUCCCCAAAGACCCCUAGCAACAAGGAAGGGUUUGAACAUGCCCAGUCGUGUGUGCUCAUCAUUGACCUGCCACCAGAUAAGAAACCAAAUGGGCAUACCCAGAGAAGUAUUCCUUUCAGGACGAUAGUGGUGAGCUUGCUGUCCCACCAAGUACUGCUCCAGAAUUUAUAUGACAUCUUACUGGAAGAAUUUGUGAAAGGCCCUUCUAACUUGGAGGAGAAAAUGACAAUACAAGUACCAGAAAACAAGUUGGCUGGUUUUCUCAGGUACAUCUCCAUGCAAAACCUGGCUGUCAUCUUUGACUUACUGCUGGACUCCUACAGAACAGCCAGAGAGUUUGACACCAGACCUGGGUUGAAGUGUUUGCUGAAAAAAGUGUCUGGCAUUAGUGGAGCUGCCAACUUGUAUCGCCAGUCAGCAAUGAGCUUCAACAUCUACUUCCAUGCUUUGGUUUGUGCAAUCCUGACAAACCAGGAGAACAUUACUGCAGAGCAAGUGAAGAAGAUCCUCUUUGAAGAUGAUGAGAGAAGCACAGACUCGUCACAGCAGUGUUCUUCAGAAGAUGAAGACAUUUUUGAAGAAACCGCCCAGGUCAGUCCCCCACGAGGGAAGGAGAAGAGACAGUGGAGGGCUCGAAUACCAUCUCUGAGUGUACAGCCUGUCAGCAAUGCGGACUGGGGAUGGCUAAUCAAGCGGCUUCAUAAGCUCUGUAUGGAACUGUGCAACAACUAUAUUCAGAUGCAUCUGGACCUGGAGAAUAAUGUAGAGGAGCCUCCAGUGUUCAAAGGCGACCCUUUCUUCGUUUUACCAUCCUUUCACUCAGAAACCUCCACCCCAUCGACAGGAGGGCAAUCUGGGAAGGACACACCAUCGGAAGAUGACCGGAGUCAAAUCAGGGACCAACUGGGAGACAGCCUGACAUCGCGAGGAGGGAGUGGAGAAAUGUUGCUGCUACCUCCACCUCUAAGUCCUAAACCAGAGAAAAAAGAGCAAACGAGGAAAAAAGAAUGGUGGGAGAGUGCUGGCAACAAGAUCUACACCAUAGCCACUGACAAAACUAUCUCCAAGCUCAUGACAGAAUACAAGAAGAGAAAGCAGCAACAGGCCAUGACAUCCUUCACCAAAGAGGUCAAAGUGGAAAAGAAAGGGGAGCUCCUGGGCUCAAGGGGGCCAGACUCACCCAUACUCCAGCGACCACAACAUCUUAUAGAUCAAGGUCAAAUGAGGCAUUCAUUCAGUGCUGGUCCAGAGAUCCUGAGACAAGAGAAGAGACCACGCUCAGGAUCCACAGUCAGUUCCCUGAAUAUAUCUGUUAGGGAUGCUGAGGCCCAGAUACAGGCAUGGACCAACAUGGUGCUGACAGUUCUCAACCAGAUUCAGGCCCUGCCAGACCAAACUUUCACAGCCCUGCAGCCAGCGGUGUUCCCCUGUAUCAGCCAGCUGACUUGCCACGUGACAGAUAUCCGUGUCCGCCAGGCAGUACGGGAAUGGCUGGGAAGAGUGGGCCGAGUCUACGAUAUCAUCAUUUAAACCUAGCUGUGCUCUGUUGCAAAGGGGAGAAGACAUCCAAGGUAUACAGCAGAGAAGUAUUUGGGGUUCAUUAAAUGCCUGUUUGUUGGUGAUAAAUUAAGAAACACUGAGCUUGUCGAUGUAUAUCCUCUAUCCGCUUGAGACUGUGUCCCCCUCACUCACACUAGCAAAGGAGGCAAAGCGUGAGUGUGUCCAGGGGGGUCUGGAAUGGCCCCAGAAUCCAGAAACUGCCAGUAAAUCAGGCUAGUACCUAAAGGGGUGAUACAUUUCAGUAGCCUUCAUUUUAAUUCAAAUUUGCAACAGUGGGAGCCGCAUGAAACUGCAGCUGAACUUCCACACUUGCAAUUAGCUGUGAACGCAGCUGUCAUCUGGAUGUCAAACCAGGCCCGUAAGCCUACAUAAAUUAAAAAAAAAAAAAAAAAAAAAAGUCAGGAAAAAGGUGGGGCUAUAGGACAAGUAAAAAAGGUGACACUUGUUUAGGGUAACUUUUUUCCCUUCUGAAAUCAGCAUGAGAGAGGAAAGGCAAAUAAAGAUUAUUGUAGUAACUAUAUGCCUCACUCACUAGAGAAAGUGGAAAUUUAUUUUGCUCUGAGAAGAGCCUUUGAAGUCUGGUCACAUUUGGGGUGGCUAAUAAGUGACCAUUAAGGUAUCCCAGGUCUAAAACUGGUGAACCAAGCACAGACUAUUCAUCCUUUCAUUGCUUUUGUGGAGUACUGCUUGAAGAGAAAUGGCACUGUCAAGCUGCCCUCUCUACACCACUACCCUGGCUGCCUCUUCAGCUAUGCUUACAGCUGAUCAUUUUUCCACGUGUCUAAUUCCCCCUAAGGGCAACAGGGAAGUUUGUUUUGCUGUUUCCAGUGAAGCUGGGGGGAAGACAGACCACAGAGCAAAUACCAGCAUGUGCCAAUAUCCAGCAUUCAACUAAACAGAGUAGAGAUAAAGUGUUCCAGUUUAAGCAACACUGCAGCUAAGUUAGCUUAUGCUUCUACUGGAAACUUACAUGUUCGCUUAUAUAGAGCUGCUGUAGCCAGGAACACCCUUAUCGCCUAUGUUAAACUUAGCCUAUCACUCCACAUUGAGCUGAAUCAAGAGGGAAAACAGUCUGAAAGGAAGGUAUCUUUCCUGUUUCUCUCCCAUUUCUUGUCUGCUGCUGUAAAUAGAAGGGGGCAGAUCCUCAUGGAGGUGCAUCCCCCUCUGUGCAGCACUCCUAUAGCGACUACUACAAUUUGCUGAUAUUAUUAAGGGGUGGGAGAAGGGGAAGGAUUGACUAUUGUAUUGUCAACUACAUAUGUGAUGCUAUUCACACUAGACACAGCAAAGGGUUACCUUGCUGCACAAAUUAUGUCACAGCCCCUGGGACAUUCCAUCGCGUACUCCCAUACUACCUAAUUUGUUGAUUAGAAGUUGAAAUAAUUUUUUGAAAAUCAGUUGAUUUUAAUCUUGGGUGACCCCUUAAUGGUGUUCUCCCAAGGCUUUUAAAAUGUGCACACCAACUAAAUAUACAGCUUCAGUCCCUGCUCCAAAGCAUCCUCAAAAUGGCAUCUCUUUGUAUCAGGCCUGGGUUUUGCACAGCUUUUAGCAUCUUAAACCUAGGAAAACAGAGGGAGCCAGGAGGCUCCACUGAACAGCCAUCACACAAGCUGAUUUGUUUACAAAGAGUCUGCCACUGUCCUCCUGCCUUUUCCCUCCAUUGCCCACUUCCCAUUUGUCACCUGCUAGACUUGUGCAGGGAGUAUUUGUCCCAUAACUUUCUGUAGUGUCAGUCACACCGUUUCCCUUUCCCUUUCUUUCAAAAUUUCCCUUUGCUAAAUCGUUUCAAGGACAUAAAAAUUCCUUAAAAACAACUCUUUCUUACCACCUACAUUGACUUUAUAAAUGAGGAAUUUAACAAUUUUAUCAAUUGUCAAUUUUCCCCCAACAGUUCUAAUACUUUGGGGACAGCUGAGAUUAGUCCUUGGUAUAUGGGAUAGUGGUGGCAUGGUUUGAUUUCUGUUGCCAUGUCUUUCUUACACAUCAUUAGGUAGAGUAAAAGGAUGGUUAUAUUUUUUGAAGUUUUUAUUGGGCAUUUAUACAGAACUGCUUUUAAAGCAGUACAUUAAUUAGGCAACAAUGGAAAUCAGUAUAAUAAACUGUAUGCAAAACACCCAACUCUACUGUUUUUCAUUAUAUAUGCAUUGAAUGGAUGCAGAUCCAAUCUAAAACUAAAGCAAAUCCCUAAAUUAUGCUGGAGAAGUAAGAUUGAUAGCAGUACCAACGGAAUCACUCAGGACUCCAGAAGAGGGCCUAGUAUCUCGGAAACACUGUGGUUAUGUGUUGUGGUUGCAAUAGAAAAAUCCUUCUGUAAAACAGAAGGAAAAGCUCUGGGACUGACAAUACCACCACCCGCACCACUCCCCUGAAGCCCAUGAACACAGCAUAGCCUAGUGUUAUUUGAUUAGCCACCAUCUUGACCCAAAAUACCAUUUCGUUUCAACUUUUUACGCUACAAAUACCGUACUGGAAAUGACUAGGAGUAGAUUUGCUGUAUUGCUGUUGCCCUAUUUUAAACUUUGCCCUCCAAAUUAUGCACUAAGUGCCCAUUGUCACCCUCAGUGCCUCUGUGCAUUAACACCCCUCCAUAAGAGGUCAUGAGUAACUUUAAGUAAUUCCAAAAAUGUAAUUUAAAAGGAUGGGGGUGGGGGUAAAGGAAUCUUUGAAGCAGCAGGCUUUACAUAAGCAAAGUUUAGCAUAUGCUGCUCUUCCUUUUCCUUGUAUGUAAAAUGGUAAGCACGUGAGGAGAGCAGGCCAUGGCCACUUCAGGAACCAUUAAUCUGAGAUGCAGAAGCUUUCUGAUGCACCUCCAAAAUAUAUAUAAAUAAAAGUUGAGUUGGUUCAUCAGAUUCUCAGCUAUUUUUUUGCUAGUUUAGCCGUAGACAUCAGCAAGCCCCAAAGAAGUAACGACACUAAACAUGUGAAGUCACCACUUCAUAGACCUGUGCAGUCUGUUUCAUGCAUACUUUGGGCUUAAGGCUGCCAGCGUCCUACCUUCAGGCCUCACAAAGCAAGCUCUUAGCCCAAAGGAGGAGUCUGCCAGAACAGUCCCAGGAGACGGGUACUGCCACCAGCCUGUCCUAAGCUUCAGAAGGGGACUCCCCAACUCUGAACACCCCAAUCAUGUCCAGCUGUACCACGCUACAGCAGCUUUUCUGCUUUCCACUUGUGAGUGGGGAAGCACCUCAGCCAGUAGCACAAAGUAGCCCUUGUAUCCACACAUGUAAGUCUUUCUCACACAACCCAUUCAAAUGCUUACUUAUAGCCCCAUAACGUAAUGCAUGAGCUAACAGCAGCACAUUACCAGCUUUACUAUUGAAUCAGAACAUCUGAGCCUUGAAAAACCAGUCUGUGUAUUGUAGCUGGAGCUUGCUCUUUCUCUUUGCUCUGGUUAAUGACCACAUUCUUCUCUUUUCUUGCACUUACUUACUUUUUUUGUCACAUAAAUUCUGUAGGAGUGGGGUUUGAUUUUUGUUGAACUGCUGGCCAGUUAUUUUUAUUUAACUGAACUGCUUAAAAAAAAAAAAAGGGUGUGACGGUUUGGCAUCCUUCUCAGGUACCACAGCUGCACCUCUGUUGCCUUUGCCUAGUUCACACCACCCUCCUCAGGGCCACCACAGCAAUCAGAGGCAACGACAUCUCAUUUUAAAAUCUUGCAGGCAGCCACUAACAGAGAAAGUUGCUGUUGGCCAGCAUCAACUACCUUUACUCACAUGGAAUAGCUCGUCACCAUGCAAAUAUUUAAAGCUGAAAAAAAGCAGCAUACUCAUCAGGGAAGUGCUACUUUUCUUGUAUAACAAGAGCAGGGUCUGACCCCAAUUGAUACGGUUUCAGGCCACUGCAUAUGUUUGCACUUUAUUCUGUAGGGUGAAUAUAUGCAGAUAUAUGAGAUGAUUGAUGUGUUUAUGUAUAGAUUCCUGUAGCUCCAGUCACUGUCAUACUCAGAGCAUACUGCAUAUUUACAGACCAAUAUCCACAUUAGUAGUAUGUUUAUCAUGCUCUCUGAAUAUUUGCGUCACAUCAGCAAAGGUGGACACAGUUGUUCCGGUAACUUCCCCACAGUAGUCUCUUCUGAGCGCUCAGCAGCCAUAGAAUUACCACCCCUAUCUCUUGGUUAACAUGCUUUCAUGUCUUUAAGAUAUUAAGAUACAGAUUUAAUACUCUCCUAGGGAUAAACACUCACUUGAGAAUAACUGACUUAAUUUAGCAUCUAGAAAGACUUAUUAGUGAAAGGUUUACAUAGACCUGGGCAAAACUUUCCUUGUAAAACUCCAAGCACAGGCAACACAGCUUUUGCCUCAUCACAGAUAAAAAAAUUCAUGUCCUCUGGACUAUAGCUGGCUCAUGUCAAGGCCAAGCAGAGUCUACACCCAUGACUUGUAAGGUACUUUGCCUUCCAAUUUGAGCUUCAAGUUUUGUUUGAAACCUAAACCUUACUGGAAAAUUCACUGACAAAUCCUCACCUGCCGAAGAUAUAACCCCCACCUCUAAAUACCUUGUGUUACCAUAUGUAAUCUCCAUCUGCACUUGAUACAGUGGCAUCUCAGUGUUGGUAUCUCCACUGCAGAGCUUGGCGCAGCACCAGUAUGAAACCAAGUGGCAAACGAGUUAGCAAGUAGAGAGGUCCAGCUCCGUGUGCUGCCUGCACUUUGUACCUCUCUCCACAGCUUAGGCCCACACUCAGAGUGCCUGAGCUGUUGAAAUCAAUGUGAGUUACGGACCUGGAUAUCUUUAAUACUCAGGACUCAGUCCUUGAAUCCUUCAAUCCCUGCAUACAGGUUCACAAGUUCUCAGGAAAGGGAAAGUCCUGUACAGUUCCUGAUGUCACCCUCUCUGCUGCUGGCCGCUAUACACCUCCUGCUUAAAAAAUCGACAAGAACCAGCACGUAUUCCCACACAUCCCAGCGCCCCAAAACUAGAACCUUCACUUUUGCACAGAUCCAGUUUUGACAUGUAGGAGGCUGACCAUAGCAAGCCAAAGUAAUUUAUUUCUACCUAGCUCUUCUGUGUAGAAGCUUGUUUAGAAAUUGAGCAUGUGGUUUGGCUAUUUUCACCUUUAGCAAUCCAUUCUAGAAAUGCCAUUACUCAGUGAUAAAUAGUUUUUAAUUCACCAAAAAAAAAAAGUUAAGUCCUUUCUUCCCUCACCCUUGCUUUUGUAGGGGUGUGAUAAGUUUAAGUUUAAGCAAGCUAUUUACUCGUUACUCUGGUUAUAGUCAUUUCUGGGAAGAUCUAUGUAUAGUGCUAAUCAUGGCAUAUGACACGAAAUACAGUUAGGUUUUUUUCCUUUUCUGAUCAUUCCACAAUUGUUUGAAGAAAUGAUGCAAUACCAUUAAAAAAAAAAAGUUCCUCUUCUUUUUCAGUAUAAAAGGACCAAGUUACCAUAGCACAGAAGCACAAAUGUUGGAUUUUAUGCACUGUAGAUAACAGCAUCCAGCAGCUAGAGAUCCCUCUUCACUGAACUUCCCUUUUUGAGUAGAGCUUCUCUAGGGAUACAACGUAAGGGUCUCUUAGCAGCCCUCACCAGCAACGCAUCUGGGACUCCAGGAAGUUGUACAGCUGCAAGGAAGAAGUCAUAGCUCCUCUUUCUGUUGUUUCCACUAAUCCCCCUCAGAACACAUCCUUCAUAUGUGACACUAACUGUAUCAUAUCGUACAGCUUUGGCCAAACAUGGGGGGCUGGCUAUUUAAAAAGAAAAAAAUAUAGAAGCAUGUGGCAUAAGUAUGCAUCAGUCUUUCCACUUAGUGCUCAGAGGUCUCCAAGCUAAGAACUAAAAGCAGAGGGAAGAAGAAAUGCCCUAAUUCUGUGGCUGUUGGUAGAGCUACACUGUAUGAUCCUGGAUUAAUGCAAUAACGAGCUCGCCUGUGGGACCAGAUCCCUCAAAUCCUCUUUAUUUUUGGCAAAUUUGCGAGUUGAGGUUUGCAUAGUCUCCACUGCCACAUUGAAUGGGGGAACUGAGUUUAUGGAGGGCAAUUCUGUUAAGAAACAUGGCAACAGGAUGUAGUUCAAUCCUUUUACCCCAACGUCCCCCUUUUCAAAAGGUAGUUAUGUAAUUCCAUACAUUUCAUCUAAAUACCAUGGAGCACCGAAGCCCCAUUUCCUAUCCAUGCAUUUGGUUCAUCUGGGCCGCAGUGAAGUGCUAUGCUUCCAACAAGAAGCAAGCUGAAACGAGAGAGCUGAGCUAGCGGAGAGGCACAGGUACACAGGUUGAAGCAAGGGACAGAUAACCACCUCCCCAAGCAGGCUGUGGCUCCUGAGUCCCCUGCUCCGCAGAGGAAAGCAGGAUUUGAUGCCAAAGGGAGAACAGCCAGGAAGGGCAGAGCACCGUGGCGACAGAGCCCUGUACUGCACGUUGUUUGCUGGAGCAGAUGGGAGCAAGAGAUUGAAAAGUAUGCAAUGACAGCAGCAAGCACCUUCUUUCAGUUCCCCUCACUUUCUCUCCCCCAUCCCUUUUUUGUCGUUAUUUGUGAGACGGCAAACAUACUUCCAUGGGCCCUUCAACCAGAACUGAAAACUGAAAGCAAGCCAAAGGGAGUGGACGCUCCAUUUUGCCAAAGAUCUAAUCCUUUCCUGUUCAAAAAUGAAAAAAAAUCAAAUUUUAUUUCCAUGAUGAUGGCUGCCAUAGGAAGCAUUUUACCACAAAACAUGAUUCCCAGGACUUCAUCUCUCUAGCUGUAUAUUCAGGAGGAGCCACUAAUACUUUUUAAGAGAGACUGUAAAUCGCCUUGCCAAGCGAGUGCUUACAUUGGGUUUACCUUCUACUGAGCUCAUACCUAGCUGCAAUUCCCUGGUCUCAUCCAUCUUUCCUCCCCCUACCCUUCUGCUCUUUAGAAAAACACCUCCCCGUGUCCACCGCGUCCUGUUGUGCUGCUAGCGUUGUUUGGUCCUUGGGUGUCCAGUGGUCGGGCAGUCACUGUCAGCUGGCUUGCAAAUUGUAUUUUGUGUAUAUUUUAUUCUGACUGAAUUCUGAAAUGGAACUAUUUUAAAACAAAAAUUAUAAACUAUUUAUGUUGCUUGUGUUGUAGAAUAAAGAAGCAAAUGCAAAAUAAA